Thunnus maccoyii (southern bluefin tuna) is the source of this 812-nucleotide messenger RNA. RefSeq names its product retinal cone rhodopsin-sensitive cGMP 3',5'-cyclic phosphodiesterase subunit gamma-like. The transcript is spliced from 5 exons. Gene Ontology annotation, biological process: positive regulation of G protein-coupled receptor signaling pathway; visual perception; positive regulation of epidermal growth factor receptor signaling pathway. Bases 152 to 424 code for a protein of 90 amino acids. Lineage: Eukaryota; Metazoa; Chordata; Actinopteri; Scombriformes; Scombridae. Gene Ontology annotation, molecular function: 3',5'-cyclic-nucleotide phosphodiesterase activity; cGMP binding. The record is from RefSeq and is a predicted model, not a curated record. Gene Ontology annotation, cellular component: photoreceptor outer segment membrane.
AUCUGUGAGACAGACAGUGAGAGCAAAUAAAUCAGAACCUGAGGUGUAUAAGAGGGCUCCACUGAACACAGCUCAUCAUAUACCAGCAACCUAGACCUCCAACAUCACCAGCUGAUACAUACAGCAACACAGGUGCUCAAACAACAGAAGUAUGAAUUUGGAAGUGGCCAAACCUGAGGCGAAGACUGGCAACAAAGUUCCCCCCAGAACUACGGCCCCUGGAUCCCCACGCAAGGGCCCACCCAAGUUCAAACAGAGGAACACCCGCCAGUUCAAGAGCAAGCCUCCCAAGAGAGGUGUCAUUGGCUUUGGAGAGGACAUCCCUGGAAUGGAAGGGCUUGGCAUUGACAUCACUGUAAUCUGCCCUUGGGAAGCAUACAGCCAUCUAGAGCUGCAUGAACUGGCUCAGUAUGGCAUCAUCUGAGGCUCUGCAUUAUGAAAUGAUUUUUGUUUGUACCAAAGGGAACUGAUGUAGCAAGUUCAGCAACUUGAAUUUCAACAUUCAACUCUAGCAAUCUCAAUUUAUAAAUAACUGUUUGUUUGAAUUGUGAACCACAAAGUAAAGAACUAGCAUAUCAAGUAUACAUCUGCAUAUUGUGGAUGCUGCUGAAGCUCUUUUAUACAAUAUAUCUAUUUUCAUAAGACUCUCAAGCUGCCAUUUUAAUGUCCAUCACCCACUGAUGCUGAAUGUGUCAUUGUGUUAUUGCCUGAGUUUGGAGAGGAGAGCUGUAACUGAAAGCUCAGGUUACUGGCUUAAUUGAGGGAGUGUCUGCACAAUGAUUGUCAGCAUCAUGUUUAUUAUGUUUAAUCAA